Molecule: messenger RNA, 1160 nt
Organism: Topomyia yanbarensis
Lineage: Eukaryota; Metazoa; Arthropoda; Insecta; Diptera; Culicidae
Gene: CCAP
Product: cardioactive peptide
Exons: 3
Coding region: 373-834 (153 amino acids)
Source: RefSeq, a predicted model, not a curated record
UUAUUAGCUCAAGCAUAAAGGCUCAGACUGCCGCCUGAAGAAGCGUCCGGCAAACAGUUGGAGUUAGAAAGUUCGUUGGGAAGUUCGAAUAGUGAAAAAGAUAGAACUUUGCUGAAAAGUGGUGUUUCGUACUGUAAGUGAUUGUGUGGUAAGAAAUCUCAGGAAAAGGAUUCUACGGAUGAGUGCAAGGUUCUAGGUGAAAAUUUUAGGUACUUUGAAAGGAAGCCUUUCGCGGGAUGUUAUAGGUCAAGGAUUAAAGUAUUCCAAGGCAGCAUGCUGCACUUGAUUGAUCACCAUUGAGGCAUUUUCAUCUUAUCUUAUCCAUAUUGUGUUUCUGUUUAUGAUUGCAGCCUAACAUCAACUGCUUAUCCGAUGAUGAGUCCAGCCACCACCGCCACCCUCUUGGCCAUAGUGGUUGUAAUGCUCUGUUUAGUCCACGUAAUAGAUGGUGGCGUCGUGGAUAGGGAACCACGAGCCUACAAACAGUACAACAGCGAACCACCGGCAAAGCGACCCUUCUGUAAUGCCUUCACCGGAUGUGGAAAGAAACGUUCAGUUGUGGCCGUUACACCGAUGGCGCUGAUGCAUCGGCACCAAACGACAUCGGAACAAAAUCGAGCCAAAGUAACGGAAGGAUUCGACCCGAACGAGGACUCUCUGGCAAAUCUGAUCGAUCUGAACACGGAACCGGCGGUGGAAGAUCUGAUGAGACAAAUUAUGUCCGAAGCAAAACUCUGGGAAGCAAUCCAGGAGGCCAAUCGAGAAAUUUACCUACAGAAACAGGGCCAGAGUUCGGACGGGAACCCGUUCCCGAUGUCAUUCAGCACGCAGUAGAUGGGGAAAAAACGCAAGUAAAUCUAGUUAAAGCUACUUUCUAUACGAUUCAUUAUUAAUAAGACGACGCUCCAGCGACACAGUUGGAUUGUAGUUUUUUUUUUAUUACAAAAGGGAAACGGUUGCUGUCCACAUACACUCUUGCUCCAACGAAUCAUUUCAAUCAAAUCAGACUUAAUUAGGUCUAUAUUAUCCACCGAAAAAUAAGAUAAUUAACACUAAUAGACUAAGUACUGCAUUGUAAAUAUACGAAAGCAAAGCAGUUGUGUUUUUGACUAAUGAUUGACACUACGAUUGUUGCAAUAAAUCUGAAUUUUACAAAUCAA